This is a messenger RNA of Phodopus roborovskii (desert hamster), 1784 nucleotides long. RefSeq names its product nudix hydrolase 13 (gene Nudt13). The record is from RefSeq and is a predicted model, not a curated record. Lineage: Eukaryota; Metazoa; Chordata; Mammalia; Rodentia; Cricetidae. The transcript has 9 exons. Gene Ontology annotation, molecular function: metal ion binding; hydrolase activity. Bases 168 to 1226 code for a protein of 352 amino acids.
UUCCCAGAGUGCAGCUUUAGGAGGAUUCUGGGAGGAGUGGCAGAAGCGUCAGUCCUACAGGGAAGGGAAAAGGUAAACCAUUUGAACUUGGACAUUCAGCGUUUCGUGGGGUUUGCAGACUGUUGGGACAUAGAAAGCACCCCGAAAAGAAUUCAGAGAGCCCAACAAUGUCUCUGUAUUUUGGAACAAUUUACAGGAGGAAAUCUUUUUGGUGCUAUAGGCUGCUGUCAACUUAUGUCACCAGGACACAGUAUCUAUUUAAAUUGAAGGAAGAUGAUGAGGCCUGCAGGGAAGCUCAACAGACCGGAGUGUUUUACCUCUUUCAUGAUCUGGCUCCUUUGCUACAGGCAUCAGGACAUAGAUAUCUGGUCCCCCAGCUUAGCCGAGCAGAGUUGGAAGGGCUGCUGGGUAAGUUUGGACAGGAUUCCCAAAGAAUAGAAGAUUCAGUACUGAUUGGAUGCUCCAACCAGCACAAAGCAUGGUUUGCUUUGGAUCUAGGUCUGAAUAGCACAGCCUCCAAACAUGUCUCCUUGCCAAAAUCUGAAAUGGAAGCCGAGCUCGGAGGUUCUUUUAUCAAGCUGAGGCAGGCUCUUUUUCAGCUGAACUCCAUGGAUUCCUCCUUACUAUUCACGGCUCAGGCUCUUCUCCGAUGGCACAAUGGUCACCAGUUCUGUAGCAAAAGUGGGCAGCCCACUAAGAAGAACAUGGCCGGCAGCAAGCGAGUGUGUCUUUCCAAUAACAUCAUCUACUAUCCACAGAUGGCCCCUGUGGUGAUCACACUGGUGACAGAUGAGGCCCGGUGCCUACUUGCCCGCCAGAGCUCCUUUCCCAAGGGACUAUAUUCUGCCCUGGCAGGCUUCUGUGAUAUAGGUGAAAGUGUGGAAGAGGCUGUCCAGCGAGAAGUUGCAGAAGAGGUGGGUCUGGAAGUGGAAAACCUACAGUACUUCUCAUCCCAGCACUGGCCCUUUCCCAACAGCUCGCUUAUGAUUGCUUGUCAUGCAACGGUGAAACCAGGGCAGACAGAGAUCCAGGUAAACCAGAGAGAACUAGAAGCAGCUGCCUGGUUCAGUCUUGAUGAGGUAGCCAUAGCCCUGAUGAGAAAGGGUUCCUUUCUUCAGCAGCAGAGUGAUGCUCUCCCGUUGUUGUUGCCUCCCAAAUUAGCUAUUGCCCACCACAUGAUUAAAAAGUGGGUGGAAAGGCAGACCUGUUCUUCCCUGGCUGCUUAACUCAAAUCAAGCUGUCUAGAUCCCUCCCGGGCAUUGCUGAAAGGCAUGCCAGAGAUGUACUACAAUAGAAGGUGGCAAGGCCAGCUCCAGGGCAGCCUCCUAAGGCAGAGGAGCUCUGAGAAGUUCCUAUUGCCAAAAGAGGUUCCUAUUAACAGACAACCAAAAACAUCAGUGAAACUAGGAUAAAGCAUCCUGUGCUGGCACUUGUCCCAGCUGCUUUGGAGGAUGAGGCAAGAACAAAACCCCUAAGGAGCAGAGUUGAUUGAUGAAAUGCUAAUGAUGAGCUGAGGGAAGGGUACUGAUUCAUUCAGAUGUGAGCCAUUUUCUCCAAGGCUGUAGGAGCAUACAUCUUCAGGCACAUGGCUUAUGGUUGUUGCAUUUACAGGAACUGACAAAUGUGCCUGGGGUAAUUUAUCUUAGUAUCUAAACUAUUAACAAAUCUUAACGCACAUUUGAGUUGCUUCUGUCCUCACAGAAAAAAUAGCAUAAUAUAAUGUUUUUGAAUUUGUAUGUAGGUAUAUUCCUUUUUAAAUUUUAUUAUUACAAGUGUUUGUCUGC